CAAGUCUCAUCGGACCGCCAAAAGAAGACAGAAGGCAAAUGGCGACGAGACUGAAGAGAGUGAGCUUUGACAGGAUGCAGAGAAGCGUAGUUGAUCAUUCGCCAUGGAUGCCUGUAUUCCCUGCCGCCGGCCUUUUUUGCAUUCCUUCGACGUCAACCUACCUUCCUCCAACUUAUUCUAUUCCAUAAAAUAGAUUAGAUCUCCGUUUCUCACGCCCACCCGCAAAAAGAAGGUCCAAAGUGCUCAUGGAGGUCUCGGGCCGCGUCUCGUCUGCCAGGAACUCGUCGCUGCUGUUGCCGAGGUCGCCUGCGAGGAGUAGGGAGGAAGGCGGGGGAGGAGGAGGGGCAGGCAUGCAGGCGCUUCGGCGGCUGGUGAGGCGAGUGAAGCCCUUCGAGCAUGUCGGCCUUCUAGGGUUCGUCGUCUUCACCGCCGCUCUGUUCCUGUCGCUGCUCUGCUCCGCCCACUCGGACUACAGCUGGGUGUGCACCGGUGGCGGAGGGUAUCGGGGGCUGUGGGUCUCUCGGACGAAGGGCGGCGGUGUGGAGAGAGGGAGGAGCGACGGCAGCGGCGGCGGAGAAUGCGAUUGGUCCGAGGGAGAGUGGGUGUGGGACGAGGGUUUCCGCUGCUCGGAGAACGGGCGGUCCGAUCGAUUCUACACCAAGUGGCGGUGGCAGCCCGCUGGCUGCGAUCUCCCCAGAUUUAACACUAAGAAGAUGCUGAAGAAACUAAGGAACAGAAGGUUGGUGUUUGUUGAUGAUUCGAUAGGGAGGAACCAACGGGAGUCCCUCCUCUGCAUGCUUUCCAUGGGGGUUUCUAACAAGAGCUCGAUCUAUGAAGUCAAUGAUAGCCCAAUUACGAAAACAUAUGGGCUUCUUGGUUUUCAAAUUUGAAGAAUACAAUUGCACUGUGGAGUAUUACAGGUCACUAUUUCUGGUUCUCCAGAGCCAUCCCCGACCAGGGUUACCGGAGCAAAUUAAGACUACACUUUGACUGGAUGUCCUAGAUUGGAUAUCGAGCAGGUGGAAAGAUGCUGUUGGAACCAUUUAGAAACAUGCCCUUGGCAAAUUCAACUGAGAAUCAGGCACUAGAGUUGGCUGAAUGUAACUGAGAUGACAGUUCAAAGGAGAGAUGGCCAUUUAUCAGUAUUCUACCUUGGUUCCUCAGGACCUGCUCCUCUCCCCAAGCAGGAUUGCAGCCACUGGUACUUACCCGGGGUUCCAGAUACAUGGAAUGAGCUACUCUAUGCACUCAUUUUGAAUCGAGAACUAAGGUAUAACACUAGAUGAAAUGAGAAUCGCAGAAGCAUCGAAAUAUGACCGUCUUGGAGCAUGGCUGGAUUAGAGCUGGGACAGUAAAGUUCUGCUGUCACGAUUCCUAACUUGCAGGAAGCUUCUCAAGGACAGGUUUGCCAUAUAUCUUUGUGGAGACCUUGUAAGAACUCUGGACCAUCAGAAAUGACACUAGCAUAUAAUUUUGUUAUCCUUGUCGAUACAGACUGCUCAUAGUAGCCGAUUACAGUUGCAACAGAAGAGAUUGAUACAUUUCUUGAGUUAAAGGCUUUGCAUCUGUAUUGAAACGUAAUGUACUGCCUUCUAAUUGUGUUUUCAAAUUUCAGCUCA
Molecule: messenger RNA, 1619 nt
Organism: Musa acuminata AAA Group (dessert banana)
Lineage: Eukaryota; Viridiplantae; Streptophyta; Magnoliopsida; Zingiberales; Musaceae
Product: protein trichome birefringence-like 10
Exons: 2
Coding region: 246-890 (214 amino acids)
Cellular component (GO): Golgi apparatus
Molecular function (GO): O-acetyltransferase activity
Source: RefSeq, a predicted model, not a curated record